Messenger RNA from Anastrepha ludens (Mexican fruit fly), 5465 nucleotides. RefSeq lists its product as uncharacterized. Lineage: Eukaryota; Metazoa; Arthropoda; Insecta; Diptera; Tephritidae. Gene Ontology annotation, molecular function: GTPase activity; calcium channel regulator activity; GTP binding. The coding region runs from base 121 to 4308 and encodes 1395 amino acids. The record is from RefSeq and is a predicted model, not a curated record. Gene Ontology annotation, cellular component: plasma membrane. The transcript has 15 exons.
CGCUAUGUUCCUGGUUCGCCGAUAUUUCGCGAUGAUUGCAAAACCCCGCCGAUAACACCUGCCCCACCAUCAACGCCGAAGAGUCGCGGUAAAGGCGUUGGUCCGAACAACUUUCAUGCCAUGACCGUUUCUGUGGCGCAAACAACGCAAGGAGGCUCCAUUAUUACCGCCACCACAAAACCGUGUACCGCUUCCAGCUGUUACGCUUCCACUCGUACGGCCGCUAUGAUGGCACUCGCAUUGGGGCAUCGACCGACAAGUCCUGCAAUGGCAACAACAACUAAACCAGCUGCAAACAAUAGCAAUCACACAUCAUCAUCGACGAACAGCAAAUACCACAAUUCCAACUCCAACUCUAGCCCACCAUCAGCCGGUGUCACAAACAAAUUUCCACAAUCGGUGCAACGCAAUUCCAGCAACAACAUCACAAACAAUCGCCACACCACCGUUGCAGCUGUGCACAUGAAUGGCGGCACUGGUAGUGGUGUAGGACUUGGCAGUGGCGGGAGCGCUUCUAGCGGUUCGGAUAAUGACGGGUUCAACACCUCGUCAUCGUCAUCAGCCACUGCGCUGCGUCGUUUUUACUUUAAGAGUGGCCGUAAAUCAAAAAUGAACUCCACAGCUACCACUUCGAUGACCAGUAUACCGUUAAAUGCCAUUACCACAGCAACUUCUGCGUUUCACACGUCGAUAAGUGGUGGACUGCCGCCGACAGCUGCUGCCAGCGCUGGCGCUUCAGUACCAAAGGUUGUCAUAAUGGGUUCCUCGUCAGCUUCCAUAACCGAUGCCAACAUCAAUACAUCAACGGAUUCGGCUUCGACGCUGGUGACUAGCGUUACACAUACAGACACAUCAGAAACGUGCGACUCACUGGAUUUGGGUGAUAAUUCGGGUCAGAGUGAACCGUUGUUCAGUUCACUGGAAGAACCAUUACUGACCGCUAUACAAAUCGACUCCGAACACGAAAAUGUCACCGAACUGGAAUUAACGAGUUGCAACAUUUACAAUCGACCGGAUAUGAAUGUCCAGGAUAGCACUGAGAGUCAAGAGUCAUCGCUGUCCAUUCUCACGAUUGAGCCAUCCUCAACCACACCGUUGCUUGCCUCGAAUCGCCGUCAGCAGAGCAGCAAAUGCGGCACAUCCGCGCCACCUGCCUCUAAACUAGCAGCCGCCACCACCACUAUGACCAGCAACAAUAAAGAGUGGCUGCCAAAAACUGCACCGGCGCCCAGCAGCGGCACCAAACACUUCACCUUCGAUCCACCAACAUCACCGAAAUCGGCGCGCACAAGCGAAAAGUCACGCACACAUUUCAGCUUCAAGGAACAGCAAACACAUCAGCCAGUACAUCAGGCACGCCGCAGCAGUAAUUGGGAGGAACAACGUAUGCACACAACCAAUUUCAUUGAAGAGCCCAGUCCCACAGCAAGCCGACGUGAUAACUCACCAAAUCGCAGCAAAUAUCGAGCUUAUGCUGCACAGCGUCAUGCCGCUGCAGCCGCUGCGGCACACGCCUAUUACGAGCAACAUCAUCUUGCGGACGAUGAGGAAUCCUUGGAGGGAACGCGUAGCAAGAAAUCACGUUCACGUGAAACAAGCAGUAGCACCAGACAACGUUUCCCACCGGGCAGUAGUGGCACCGCCACUAGUCCAAAACGCGAACAACGCCGAUCGCCGUCCAGUUCGGCGCCUCCCACUAUGAAGGAGGGGCACUUUUUCACUACCGCUAUCAGUAAACCAAAGCAGCUGUCGCCUGCCUCACAGCAGCGCAAGUACUCGUCCAGCUCCUCGUCGGGUGGCAGUGAACGCGGACGGGAACGCGCCAAGGACUCAACAAUGUUCCCGUUUGAUCGUGAAGCUAUCGAUUAUGAUCGCAUCCAACGCGAAUGCUUCGCUGUCGAUGAAAACUCCAGUUCGGCUACCACAACCAGCGACUCAGACGAUGCAGAGCCAUGUUCGGUGUAUGAGCGCAAAAUGUCUGUACAUCAUAUAUCGCCGAGCAAAAUUGGCGAGGUCUUUCAGCAAUACAAGCUGCUGGCACAAAACGAGCAAAUGCCACAAACGGCGGAGACGCAGCCUAGCGGACCACCGUCGCGCAAGAAUUCGAAACGUAUUCGACCCAGUUCCGUAAUCCACGCGACAAUACGUGAAAGUCAGACAUAUGUGCCGCAAACCGAUGCUUUCUAUCCGCAGAAGGUCAAACAACAAUCCCCAAGCGAGUAUGCAGCACUGUGCCCGGGUGCCGGCGCUGUGGGAAGUAGACAGCAUUCACCCAAAUCUUAUAGUGAGUUAAACAAGUUCGAGGAGAUCGCCUCGAAAUUUGAGCAGAUUCCACCGAAACAACAGCCGCAUGGGAAGUCAACGGGUGGCGGCGGCAGUCCAUCCGGCAGCAACAAUAAUAUGUUGAUUGGCAGCACAUUGCAGGCAACAAAUGGCAGUGGCAACAACAAUGGUGUUGGUAGCGGUGCCAGUGGUGGUAUAGUAGCGGGUAGCGUGGCACCGACGUCAAGCCCAACCGGGUCAAUGCGCGGCAUGAUAUCACCGCCACUGCCAAAUCUACGUGUGGACUUCUUUGCCGAGGCACAAAUGAUGCAUCCACGCAAGCGUUCGUCCAAAAAGAAAUCAUCGGCAGGCCUUACCAGUGCGACGCACGACAUUUUGGAUGACAGCCAAAGGGGUGUUGGCGGAGGAGUAGGCAUGUUGCUGGCGGCUGGAGCAAGCAGCGCUGGGCCCAUCAACGUCACCUCAAAUCCAAUGGAUGUGGCGGUGUGUACACCACCGCGUGCCACCAUUGUCGUGCAACAACCAUCUCUGAGCUUAGACAACACCGUGGAAACGUUGCUUAUCAAGAACGAAGGUGAUUUCAUCAGCGUCGAGCAGGGCAAAGAGACAUUAACGGCAACGGGCGCAACAGUGGUGGCAACCGCCGGCACAGCACACGUGCAUGCACGCAAACGUAACUCACAGCAACUGCAACAUCCACCACAUCACCCGAUCACCGCACAUCAUCAACAUCAGACAACUGCACAGCAGCAGCAACAACAGCAACAACAACAACAGAAACGUGAUGAAAACAUGCGGCAAUUGUUAGAUGUAACAAAUACGUUGACAUUCGAAGAGUUACGUGAUUUUGAAAUGCGUUAUGGUUCACCACAUCAUAGUCGUUCGCAGUCGGUGAAAACACCAGGCAGUCGUGCGUCAGGACGUCCUAAUCAACUAUGUCUGCCACAACAGCGUUCGCGCGUCGCUUCAAUGCCAAAUACCGGCGUGGAGGAGGAGUACUAUAGACUGAGACAUUUUUCCAUCACGGGCAAAGGUGUAGUAAAUCGGGGAGAUUCGCUAAAAAGUCGACGUAGUCGUUCCAACAACAGUGUAGCGAGCUCAAAUUCGAGCACGGAGCACUUGACCGCCGCCCAAAUUCCAGCACCGAAUUCGGCACGCACAUCGGCCACCUGCAGCUUAGCAUCCAGCCGUGAGAGCAGCACCUCAAAUCCAGGCAGUGGACCAUACAGAGUACUCAUGCUCGGCGGCCCAGCAGUGGGCAAAAGUUCGCUGGUCUCACAAUUUAUGACUUCUGAGUAUUUACACGCCUAUGACACAAGUAUUGAUGAUGAAUCUGGUGAAAAAGCUGUCUCAGUAUUACUUAGCGGCGAGGAGUCCGAAUUGAUUUUCAUUGAUCACGCCUACACAGAAAUGAAUCCUGAUGAUUGCUUAUCCAGUUAUGAUCCGCACGGUUAUUGUGUCAUUUAUUCGGCUGCUGACCGCAGCAGCUUUACUGUGGCCGAGCAUGUGCUGCAAGUAUUAUGGACGAAUCAAAAUAUCGCACAAAAAGCUGUUAUAUUGGUGGCAAAUAAGGCUGAUUUGGCGCGAAGCCGACUGGUAACAACCGAUGAGGGCAAAGCCAUGGCCACUGCCUAUGAUUGCAAAUUCAUUGAAACCUCGGUGGGCAUUAAUCACAAUGUCGAUGAGCUGUUGGUCGGUUUGUUGUCACAGAUACGUUUGAAAUUGGAAAAUCCGGAAAAAUCAAGGGAUCUAUUCCGCAAACGUUCGAUUCGCAAGUCUAAGCGUCGUGCCUGCUCCCCGCUCAGCGGCGCCUGUCUAACUGGUGGCACUAACCCCAACACACCGCUGGGACCAAUGAAUAAUGUCAUUUCCGAUGUGAAUACACCGCCCGGCAGUGCACAAAGCAGCCCUCGCAAAUACCGUGGCUCCCGCACAUCAACCAGCUUGAAAGUGAAAGGUCUGUUGGGUCGCGUCUGGGCACGAGACUCCAAAUCGAAAAGCUGCGAGAAUCUGCAUGUGUUGUAAGCAGCUAGCAAAGCGCUCUCACGCUCUCGUCCACUCACCUGUUCAACAUGUGAACGCUGUAGCCGUAUGUGUGUAUGUGUGUAUGUGGAUUAAAAAGUAUGCAAGAAUGCGUGAAGCAGCACGCAAAGAAUUCGAGUUAUGAGAAAAACGUUGAACUAAACUAAGAAAAACAGUAAAUUUGCUGUUGUAAUUGCAAGCAGUAGCUGCAUAACUACAUAAAGAACUGCAAUUUCUAGGAAUUUAAGUGAAAAAUGUGUGUUGUAUGGAAAACGUAUGCGACUCAAAAAUAUAUGAGAAUACGGUAUGAUUCAUUUUUUAUAUCCUGUAAAUACAAUAGUAAUAUUGUUUUUUUUUUCUUUUUUGGAAUUAAAUUAAGUAAAAUUGCAUCUAUCAUUGUAUUUGGUCGGUAUCUUUUUAUGAAUAGUAUUUAAAGUCGUAAUUGAAAAGCAAUUACAUAUACACUUUACAUAUACAAACAUACGUUCAUGCAUUGGAAAUAUUUUUUUUUUUUUUUGCUUUUGUAGAUUUUUUGGAAUUAUCUGUUCCUGAUUUUGUAUUGUCAUAGUAUUUAUACAAGUAAAUUAUAUAUAUAUUUAUAUGUUUAAGUUGAUUGUAAAUGUUUUUAAUAAAAAAAAAAUAUUUUGAUUAUUGGAAAUUAAAAUUAUAUUUGUUUUUUUUUUACACGGGGAAAUCCUCUAGUUGAAUUUUUACAUGUUACAUAAGAGCGUGGCUACUGUUAAAUAAUAACAACAAUUAAUUUUUCGAAAUUUCGCAAAUUUAUUGAUAAUUUGGUCGUCAAUACUCAAUGCAAAUACGACCUCAGUAGCAAGUCCAAUCUCCUGCAUUGUCAAUUAUGGCCUGGCACAGUCGUGGCAUACUUUCCACUACUUUUUCUGCAUAUUCUACUGGAAAAGACUUCCGAAUUUUCCGAAUUUGUCGAGAAAGUAGAUCUAAUUUACAUGGCUUGCGUCUGCGAAGCUGCAUUUUCAUCAGAGCCAACACAUUUUCUAUGGGAUUUGCAUCCUGUGACUUAGAUGGCCAAACCAAAGUGGCAACUCCGUUGUGGGCCCGCCACUCGCUACACGCGCGACUCCGAUGUUUCGGAUCGUUGACCUCUUGAACGAUCCAGCUCUCAUUGUUCUUGAUAUACCACCAUU